Molecule: messenger RNA, 2429 nt
Organism: Juglans microcarpa x Juglans regia
Lineage: Eukaryota; Viridiplantae; Streptophyta; Magnoliopsida; Fagales; Juglandaceae
Product: transcription factor bHLH62-like
Exons: 7
Coding region: 316-1962 (548 amino acids)
Biological process (GO): regulation of DNA-templated transcription
Cellular component (GO): nucleus
Molecular function (GO): protein dimerization activity; DNA-binding transcription factor activity
Source: RefSeq, a predicted model, not a curated record
CCCCUUCCCCCCACCUCUCUCUCUCUCUGAGCUUUUGCUUAGCUUUUCUUGACCAAACUUAUUCUCCUUCUCUCUCACCCAACUCUUCCCAAUUAGCUCAAAUGCUAAAUGCAAUCAUUUUGAGCCCACAUUCAAUCAUUCUCCAACCUCUCUUGUGUUUGCCACAAAACCUUGCUUUAUAUUAACACCAAAAUAAAGCAGGACCCCCCCAAGCCUUUCAACAAGUUUAGACCUUUAACUGCUGAACCAUCAGUUUUAAGCCCUCAACUUUGUUGGAUUUUAGCCUCUUUUAUUUAUUUGUUUGUUUGUUUCUCCAUGGAGAACGAGUUCUUUCAAAAUGCAGGAAUGCAUUUUGAAUCCUCAGCUUCAAUGUCAUCCAUUUGGCAUUCUCUUUCAUCAUCGGCCAUGGAAACUCGAGGGACCGACCUGAAUUGCAUGUCCGACCAAUCCCCAGAUUGCCUUCGGAAUCCCAGCUGGGAAAAGUCCACGGAUCAUGGCAUACACUUUGAUUCAGCCCUGAGUUCAAUUGUGUCCUCCCCUGCAGCGUCGAAUACCAACUUGUCCCAUGACAGCUUUGUGAUCAGGGAGUUGAUUGGAAAGCUGGGAAACAUUGGCAACUCCGGUGACAUCUCGCCGCAUUCUCGGCCAUUUUUGGCUUCUUACAUUGGUGGAAAUAACAGUGCCAACACUUCUUGUUAUAGUACACCUCUGAAUUCUCCUCCUAAGCCAAACGUGCCUAGGAUGGAUCACCUGAUAAAAGAAAACUUACCCAGUUUGGGAAAAUCAAUGCCUUUGAAUUCCAGUGUGGCAGAAUUCUCUGCUGAUCCUGGGUUUGCAGAGAGGGCGGCCAAGUUCUCCCGCUUUGCCAGCCGGAGUUUCAAUGAUCGGACGAGCCAAUUCGGACUAAACAACGCUGAAGCACUUUAUAGAUCGAAUCUAUUAGUGGAAACUGAGAGCCUCUCCCGAGUUUCAAGCAGUCCUUCUCUGAAAGCAGUCGGAUCUCAAAUGCGUGGCCAGGAAAACUACAGUUCUCCAAUGCAGGAUCGAACUGAACUGGCGUGUUCUCAAGAGGAAUCCACAAUCUCUGAACAAAUUCCAGACGUGGAGACGGGGUUGAAAGGCUCCAAUGAUUUGAAUCCCAGGAAAAGAAAAACCGCUUCCAAGGGGAAAGCAAAGGAGCCGAAAUCAUCACCAUUUGCCAAUAGUACAAAGGUGGCUGAAGCUAAUGGUAAUUCGAAUGCGAAGCGAUGCAAGCCGAAUGAGGCUAAUGGAAAGGAAAAUGGCCCUGUUAAAGCAGAGGAGGAAGCCAAAGGCAGUACUAGCAGUUCAGGGGAUGAGAAACAGAGCAAAACUAACACAAAGCCUCCUGAGCCUCCCAAGGACUACAUUCAUGUCAGAGCAAGAAGGGGUCAGGCUACUGACAGCCAUAGUCUCGCCGAAAGGGUCCGAAGAGAGAAGAUUAGCGAAAGGAUGAAGUUUCUGCAAGAUCUUGUACCUGGUUGCAAUAAGGUAACAGGAAAAGCACUUAUGCUCGACGAAAUUAUAAACUACGUCCAAUCGUUGCAACGUCAAGUCGAGUUCCUCUCCAUGAAAUUGUCUUCUGUCAAUACCAGGCUGGAUUUGAACAUGGAUACUCUGAUAUCUAAAGAUAUAUUUCAAUCAAACAACCCUUUGCCACACGCAAUAUUCCGAUUAGAUUCCAGAGCAUCUGCUUUUUAUGCUCACCAGGCCCAGCAAGAUCCAGCACUGCAUAGCAACAUAUCUAAUGGGACAGCGACCCAAUGCUCAGUGUACCCCUUAGAUACUGCACUAUGCCAAAGUCUCAGCGUGCCAUUACCUCCACUGAAUGGAUAUAGGGAGAGCGUUUCUCAAUUUCCAAUGUUCGGUGAAGAUGACCUGCAAACCAUUGUACAGAUGGGUUUUGGUCAAAAUCCUAGCCAGGAAUCAGCAAUGCAGCCAUAAAGAUUCCGUGGUUAGGAAAAAAUAAUGGGGAAAUCAAGUUUUGCUUGGAAAUGAGUUUAAUAACAGCAAAGUUGUGAUCCAAGAUAAGUAUUGAUAUCAUCCAAGCUCAGAUCAAGCAUCAUAUGUAUAAUCUGAGCUCUGAUUGCACCACUCAUCAAUUCAAGGCCCCGAGAUUCGAAGAGGCUGCUGUAUAUACAAAGAUAUUUAUUUCAGACCAUUACAUGAACUACUGAACCAUUCAUCUUUAGGUCAAAUGAAGUGAACUUUUUUUUUUUUUUUUUCCCCUCUGUUUUCUUUUCGAUUUUCAUGUCAAUGUGAUUUUGUUGUCUUAUUUUCCUGGAUAAGUUUUUUUUCUUUAGAAGUAUCCAGUGUAAAAUCCCAUAACCAAUUCUGUCUUUUGGUGCAAAAGUCAUACAGCACCAUAUGUAAGAUAUUAAUUACAGUGCUAAUUAGAGGAAAGGUUUUCU